This is a messenger RNA of Acanthosepion pharaonis, 1083 nucleotides long. The record is from the annotation of a GenBank genome assembly. NCBI's taxonomy places the organism in Eukaryota, Metazoa, Mollusca, Cephalopoda, Sepiida, Sepiidae.
AUGCAAUAUUUAAGAUACCUCUCUGUUUUACAUACUUUCUUUCUUUCUUUCUUUCUUUCACUUUUCCUUUCUUUCUUAUUCAAUACUGUGUUUCUUUUUCGUGCAUUUAAAUACAUAUUUUCUAUCUUUCUUUCAUUUUUCCUUUCCUCCUUUCUUCAAUAUUGUUUUUUCAUUAUUGUCCUUCUUUCUUUCUUUCUUUCUUUCUUUCUUUCUUUCACUUUACUUUCUUUCAUUCUUUCUUUUUCUUUCUCGAUUUCUUCAAUACAGUCUUUCUUCCUCUCUUUCUUUUUCAACUAUAUUUUCUUCUUUCUUUUUCAUGCAGUUACUCAUUUAUUUUCUCAGUUCUCUUUCUUUCUAUCUUUCUUUUUAUAUAGUCUUCUUCUUAUGCAGUAUUUCUUUCUUUCCUUCUUUUUCUUUCUUUCAAUACUGUCUUUAUAUCUUUCAUUUUUCCGUUCUUUCGUUCUUUCUUUCUUUUUUUCUUUUCUUUUCUUUCUUUCUUUCUUUAUUUAUUUCUUUAUUUCUUUCUUUCUUAAAGACAGACUUUCUUUGUUUUUCAUGAACUUAAUCACUCAUUUUCACAGUUUUCCUUCUUUUUUUCUUUUCAUAUGGUCUUCAUUUUAUGCGAUUUGCUUUCUUUCUUUUCCUUUCUUUUUCAUUCUUUCUUUCUUUCUUUCUUUCUUUAAUGCAGUCUUUGUGUUUUCUUUCUUUAAUGCAGUUAAUUAUUCAUCUUCAGUUUUCUUUUUUCUUUUUCAUACAGUCUUCAUUUUAUGUGGCUUUUCUUUUCUACCCUUCAUCUUUCUUUUCAAGCAAUUCAUCGUUCAUUUUCAGUUUUCUUUCUUUUUUCUUUCUUUUCAUUCAGACUUAAUUUUAUACAAUUUUUCUUCUUUUUUCCUUUUCGUUUCUUCUCUUUCUUCAGUAUAUAAUUGUAAGUUUAGAAAUAUUCUCGUCUCUCAUCAAUAUUUUACCUUUGCAAUCGAUGGUGACAAUAUGAAAAUAUUCCGAGCGUUUGCAGUCAAAAAGAAUUUGCUAGAAUUGCUUUUCUAUAGGACUGAGUGGAUUUUCCGUCGUGUUAUUUCACGUUAA